UUGAGGAAGAAAACCGUCAUUUUGGGUAAAGGAACCAAGCCCAGAACGUGAGCGUGCAGAACGGCAAAGCCGACGGCACUUUGGAACGGAUCUCCUCCGCCCCGUGGAACCUGCCGUGGGGCUUGGUCUCCAACUCAGAUGUUCACCUGACCCAGGAAAACAUGGCUGCUGUGAAGAUGCGACUGAUGUAUAUGUCCCUGGUCCUUCUGGGAGCCCUUUGUGUGUAUUUCAGCGUGAACGAUCUGUCCUUUCUCCAAAAAGUGCCGUUUGCUUUCAAGAAAGAAGACGGGAGGUUCCUCCAGCUCCCAGACAUCGACUGCAAGCAGAACCCCCCCUUCCUCGUCCUGCUGGUGACGUCAUCCCACAAACAGAUGUUCGCUCGCCUGGUCAUCCGGAACACGUGGGGCAGGGAAAGGGUCGUGAUGGGAAAACGGAUAAAAACGUUCUUCCUUCUGGGAAGCAGCCCCAGUAAGAACGUGUCGAGAGCGGUGGCCCAGGAAGCCUGGCGGUAUCACGAUAUCAUCCAGAAGGACUUUGUGGACGCUUAUUUCAACUUGACUCUGAAGACCAUGAUGGGGAUAGAGUGGAUCCACCACUUCUGUCCUCAGGCGGCUUUCGUGAUGAAAACAGACUCGGACAUGUUUGUCAACAUCCACUAUCUGACUGAGCUGCUGCUCAAGAAAAACAGGACGACGCGUUUUUUCACCGGCUUCUUAAAAAUGAACGAAUUUCCCAUUAGGGAAAAGGAAAAUAAGUGGUUUGUCAGUAAGUACGAGUAUCCGUGGGACAGGUACCCACCUUUUUGCUCCGGCACAGGCUACGUUUUCUCCAGCGACGUCGCGAGUCAGGUGUAUGACGUCGCCGGAAGCAUCCCCUUCCUUAAACUGGAAGAUGUCUUUGUGGGGCUCUGCCUCGCAAAGCUGAAAAUCGGCCUGGAGGAGCUUCACUCCAAGCAGACCUUCUUCCCAGACGGGUUGAACUUUUCCACGUGCCGUUUUAAGAAGAUCGUGGCCUGCCAUUUUAUCCAGCCUCAGAAGAUGCAGAUAUACUGGCAGGCUCUGGAAAAUUCCGUGGGGGAAGAGUGUCCAGCUGAGUGA
Molecule: messenger RNA, 1097 nt
Organism: Pteropus alecto (black flying fox)
Lineage: Eukaryota; Metazoa; Chordata; Mammalia; Chiroptera; Pteropodidae
Gene: B3GALT5
Product: beta-1,3-galactosyltransferase 5
Exons: 2
Coding region: 162-1097 (311 amino acids)
Cellular component (GO): membrane
Molecular function (GO): N-acetyl-beta-D-glucosaminide beta-(1,3)-galactosyltransferase activity
Source: RefSeq, a predicted model, not a curated record